ACGAUUUCGAAGAACCCAAGAAAGUGCAAACUCAAAAUUAAAACAAUAAAAAACAGUCUAGAACAGAAAAGUUAGGUUAGUUUAUAUUUGAGUUCUUUUUUUUUUAAGUUUCAGUCGUAGUAAUUAUAUAAAAAGUAAAAGUAAAAUGCCGUACGGAUCUGCCGCUGUUGCCGCUUCUCGCGGCCUGCGUCUUCCUCCUCUACCCACCAUCCGGGAUCUUGUUAAACUGUAUAAACUGCAAGCCAUCAAACAGAUGUCCCAGAAUUUUCUUAUGGAUGAGCGAUUGACAGACAAAAUUGUGAAAUCUGCCGGGAGGAUUUCAGACACCGAUAUUGUGUUGGAGGUUGGACCUGGACCGGGGGGUAUAACUAGAUCGAUUCUGAGACGAAAGCCAGCAAAAGUGAUACUCGUCGAAAAAGAUCGAAGGUUCCUGCCGACUCUGGAGCUUCUCCAGGAGUGCUCCCAGCCUCUGGGAAUCCAAAUGGACAUCCAUCAAGCAGAUAUACUUAGAUUUCCAAUGGACAAAGCUAUUCCUGAUGUUUCCCAGAGGCUUCAUCUGAUCGGGAAUCUUCCGUUUGCGAUUUCCACUCGUCUCCUGAUCAAUUGGUUUAAGGAUUUGUCUCUCCGGCAAGGCGCCUUUCGUCGAAACGACACCACAAUGACGUUGACCUUCCAAAAAGAAGUCGCCGAAAGGAUUUGUGCCCCGUUGGGAAGUGAACAACGCUGUCGUCUGUCGAUUAUGUCCCAAAUCUGGACCGAACCAACGCUCAAAUUUAUAAUUCCCGGCAAAGCCUUCGUCCCAAAACCCGAUGUCGAUGUUGGUGUAGUAAAAUUUGUUCCCCUGAAGGAGCCCAAGACGGACAUCCCUUUCGAUGUGGUCGAACGAGUUAAUCGUCAUAUCUUUUCAAUGCGCCAGAAGUUUUGCAGACGUGGGUAUAGUACACUCUUUCCGGAGGAACAACGAGACGAGACGACUUAUGAAAUGUUUGUGGAAGCCGAAGUUGAACCGACCCUUAGGCCGUUCCAAUUAUCUGUCGAUGAGUGUCUCCGUCUGACGGAAGUCUAUUGGCAGUUAAUUCAGAAGAACCCAGAAAUUGCUAGCUAUGACUAUCGCGGACCGAAAGCUCCCAAAGAGGAGGAACUUGUUGAUUAUUAGAAGUUUUAUGGCAAAAUAAAGUUUAUAUUAAAAAAGAAA
Messenger RNA from Eupeodes corollae, 1195 nucleotides. RefSeq names its product dimethyladenosine transferase 1, mitochondrial (gene mtTFB1). Gene Ontology annotation, cellular component: mitochondrial matrix. Gene Ontology annotation, biological process: transcription initiation at mitochondrial promoter; rRNA methylation. The transcript has a single exon. NCBI's taxonomy places the organism in Eukaryota, Metazoa, Arthropoda, Insecta, Diptera, Syrphidae. Gene Ontology annotation, molecular function: rRNA (adenine-N6,N6-)-dimethyltransferase activity; mitochondrial transcription factor activity. The coding region runs from base 146 to 1156 and encodes 336 amino acids. The record is from RefSeq and is a predicted model, not a curated record.